Messenger RNA from Macrobrachium nipponense, 1367 nucleotides. RefSeq lists its product as uncharacterized. Lineage: Eukaryota; Metazoa; Arthropoda; Malacostraca; Decapoda; Palaemonidae. The coding region runs from base 76 to 759 and encodes 227 amino acids. The record is from RefSeq and is a predicted model, not a curated record. The transcript has 6 exons.
AGCAUCAGUGCUCGUAACUGCCGUUCAGGUGAUACAUACUUAGUUGUUCGCUGAAGUACUUCUGGAAAUUACAAGAUGUUGGUACUCCUGUUACUAUCUGUUCUGUCUGUGAUGGCCACAGCCACGCCUUAUGGGGCCCAUUGGAACCAGCCGAGUUAUGGAGGCAAGGGGGGAUGCAAUACCAACGUUCACCAUAUCACCAAGAUUGUAGAAGCUACAACUACAACCACAACUACGGCAACAGUUACUCAGGCUGCUUCUACAACUACUGUGACUCAGCUUUCAGUCUCAACGACAACCGCAACAACAACAACAACGGCUACUGCAGCCACUGCAACUGUUACUAACACAGUUACUUCUGUUUCGACUGCUACAACAACCACGACAGCAACUACUACAACUACCGCUACUCUUGUAUCGGCAACAACGACCACUACCACGGCCACACAGACAACUACUGCUACUGUGACUACUUCAGUGACCACUACGCAAACGAUUACCUCUGUUUCAACCACAACUAAGACAAACACGGUUAUCGAGAAGAGCGGCACCACCACAACGACCGUCACUAAUGUUAAGACUACAACUACAACCACAAGCGUUACGCCUACUCAAACAGUCACCGUUACAGUUUCUACCGUUGAGGGAUAUGAUCCUUGCUACAUAGACCCCCGCCAAGGCUCCAAUUUAAGAAGUGACAGUACGCCUAGUAAAGUGAUAACCUCCAGCGGGACCAAGGGUUGGAAAUGGUCAUCUUAAAGAUGCCAAAGAAAUGGGCAGUAAGUCAGUAAUCACCACUCAGCAGGAUAAACAGGAAGCACUACAAAAAAUGGAAUGAUUUGUCAGCUGCACCAGGACUGGGAGAAUACAUUCCUCGCAUAUCCUAACUUCCACCAGAUGUCGCUCAGAGAACCAAAGUUGAUUUUGCUGGAUAUAUGUAAGACUUAGCACCAUUCUUUAUGGCAAAAGCUAAUUAUUUGCCUAUUUUCAAUUUUCUUUUAUAACUUAAGGGUAGAAAUUAGUCAGUAGUUUUGAUAAUUAACACAAGUUUGCCUUUGAGCAACUGGAAUAUAUACAUAUAAUUACAUGUACUUAGUGGUUUUCCUCUAUAAAUAUAGCUAGCUGAGAUUUGUAACACAACUGUAUCAUCAGAACCUGAAGCAGAGGCAUCAAAUUUAAUCUGAUUCCUCAAAUAUGAAAUAAGGAGAAAGGAAAGAUGGAUAUUGAGAGCUUUCAGUGGAAACCUAAUGUAGAAGAAGUCUAAUUAUUCAUUAUGUUUGAGGCUAGCCUCGUUAAAUACUCUCUUCAUUAUACAAUGUUUUGUUUGUCAAGUAUAAGCCUAUUUAAUGAAUAAAAUUACUUCCAUU